AUCGCUUGGUUUCAAUCUUUUUACUGGCCGCUUGGAAGACUUCACCUCCAGCCUCAAGAGCGUUCCUCUUCUACAAACCAUAUCACUGAGUUACAACUAUUUCUAUGGUACGGUCCCUUCAUUCCUCGUGAGCCUCCCAACACUCACAUCGCUGAAUCUAAAUUUCAACUACCUGACUGGUAGCGUUCCAGCUGUUGGGACAGUCUUGAAGGAGCUCUACAUCAAAGGCAACUACAUUUCCAGCAUCUUCACAAAUACACUCACCAUUUGCAGCGGCGAUUUAUGCUGCCUCUCCGAUCCCUCCACGUGCACCACUACUGGGACCACCCAGCGAACCGCUGCUGAGUGCUCCGUCUGUAGCCUUAACAAUGGCAUUGGCCCGCUGUGCUGGGGUGCCGGUGGAGACUGUGUGGUUGCUGCUGCGUCUAACAUUGCAGCCGGCACACUGAAUACAUCAGCGCUGAGCCCUGUCCCGCCCAUGCUCUGCUCAGGCGGUCAACUUACUACCAUGUCAUCUACCGCUGUUGGAG
Closterium sp. Yama58-4 is the source of this 530-nucleotide messenger RNA. Lineage: Eukaryota; Viridiplantae; Streptophyta; Zygnematophyceae; Desmidiales; Closteriaceae. The record is from the annotation of a GenBank genome assembly.